Messenger RNA from Alternaria triticimaculans, 636 nucleotides. RefSeq lists its product as uncharacterized. Gene Ontology annotation, cellular component: endoplasmic reticulum; COPII-coated ER to Golgi transport vesicle; endoplasmic reticulum-Golgi intermediate compartment. Gene Ontology annotation, biological process: Golgi organization; protein retention in ER lumen; endoplasmic reticulum to Golgi vesicle-mediated transport. The coding region runs from base 1 to 636 and encodes 211 amino acids. The transcript has 3 exons. Lineage: Eukaryota; Fungi; Ascomycota; Dothideomycetes; Pleosporales; Pleosporaceae. The record is from RefSeq and is a predicted model, not a curated record.
AUGCGGUCACUACUCACCCUCUUCAGCGCGUUGCUGGCAUAUACCACGGCAGUGUACGCUACCGCUCUCACCUACCGAUUAGAAGCACACGAGAAAGCAUGCUUCUUCGCGACCGUUGAGAACAAGGGGACCAAGCUGGCCUUUUACUUUGCAGUGCAAUCCGGAGGCUCUUUCGAUGUCGACUACUCGGUUGUCGGCCCCACAGACAAAGUCAUUCUCGACGGCACCAAGGAGCGACAGGGCGAUUUUGUCUUCACAGCGCUUGACGUGGGCGAAUACCGUUUCUGCUUCAACAAUGAGAUGAGCACUUUCGCCGAGAAGAUGGUCGAUUUCGAGAUCGCCGUUGAAAACGAAGCCGCCCGCGCCAAAAUCCCGUCCAAGCAGGGCUCCUCCCCCGAGCAGACCUCUGUCCUCGAAGAAUCCAUCCUCAAGCUCUCCGCGCAACUCUCCACCAUCUCCCGCAACCAGAAAUACUUCCGCACGCGUGAGAACCGCAACUUCAGCACCGUCAAGAGCACCGAGAAGAGGAUAUUCAACUUCAGUUUGAUGGAGUCGGGCUUGAUUAUGACCAUGGCAGGACUGCAGGUCUUCAUUGUCCGCUUCUUUUUCCAGGGCGCCAGGAAAGGUAUUAUAUGA